AUGAUCAGGUUCAUCCUCGUCCAAAAUAGGCAAGGAAAGACCCGGCUGUCUAAGUGGUACGUCCCGUAUGACGACGAGGAGAAGGUCCGUCUGCGUGGUGAAGUGCACCGGCUAGUGGCGCCGCGAGACCAGAAAUAUCAGUCGAACUUUGUGGAGUUCCGCAACUACAAAGUCGUCUACCGCCGUUACGCCGGCCUCUUCUUCUGCGUUUGCGUCGAUGCCAACGACAACGAGCUCGCAUACCUGGAGGCUAUCCAUCUCUUCGUUGAGAUUCUCGAUUCGUUCUUCGACAACGUCUGCGAGCUGGACCUGGUAUUCAACUUCUACAAGGUGUAUGCCAUUUUGGACGAGAUAUUCCUUGCCGGCGAAAUCGAGGAGACGAGCAAGGACGUAGUCCUUUCACGGUUAGAGGAGCUGGAGAAGCUGGAAUAG
Molecule: messenger RNA, 432 nt
Organism: Peniophora sp. CBMAI 1063
Lineage: Eukaryota; Fungi; Basidiomycota; Agaricomycetes; Russulales; Peniophoraceae
Source: the annotation of a GenBank genome assembly